AUGGCUCUCAAUUCCUUUGUAUUAACCAUUGCCAUAAUGGUUUUGGUGACUUCAAUGAGCUAUGAAUCAGAUGCUACUCCUUUGCAAGAUUUUUGUGUUGCUAUGAAUGAUCCCAAUUCUCAUGCUUUUGUGAAUGGGAGAUUUUACAUGAAUCCAGAGCAUGUCACUGCUGAUGACUUCUUUAGAUCAGGGCUAAACAUGCCUGGGAAUGCUUCAAAUCAACUUGGAGUUGCUGGAGUGCAAGCAAAUGUUAACACAUUACCAGGACUCAACACUCUGGGCAUUUCAUCAUCUCGUCUUGAUUAUGCGCCAUAUGCUCUAAACGCACCUCAUACUAACCCCCGAGCAAGUGAAAUUCUUGUCGUCGUUGAGGGCACACUCUACGUUGGAUUUAUCACUUCGACCUCUGGUCCAAAUAUGAAAAAUAAACUAUUUAGCAAGAUUCUACAUCCUGGAGAUGUGUUUGUAUUCCCAAUAGGCCUGAUUCAUUUUCAGUUUAAUGUGAGAAAGACUAACGCAGUUGCAAUUACUAGAUUCAACAGUCAAAAUGCGGGAUACAAUAUUAUUGCAAAUGCAUUAUUUGGCUCACACCCAUCGAUCAAUGAUGAUAUUCUUGCAAAAGCAUUCCAAGUCGACAAGAAAAUUGUGGAUUAUAUCCAGUCACAAUAUGAUCGAGUGGGACUACUACUAGAUAAUUAUGAUAAGCCAAAUAGUAAUUAA
Molecule: messenger RNA, 720 nt
Organism: Capsicum annuum
Lineage: Eukaryota; Viridiplantae; Streptophyta; Magnoliopsida; Solanales; Solanaceae
Product: putative germin-like protein 2-1
Exons: 3
Coding region: 1-720 (239 amino acids)
Cellular component (GO): cell wall
Molecular function (GO): manganese ion binding
Source: RefSeq, a predicted model, not a curated record